Molecule: messenger RNA, 6391 nt
Organism: Thalassophryne amazonica
Lineage: Eukaryota; Metazoa; Chordata; Actinopteri; Batrachoidiformes; Batrachoididae
Gene: ltbp3
Product: latent transforming growth factor beta binding protein 3
Exons: 29
Coding region: 309-4043 (1244 amino acids)
Molecular function (GO): calcium ion binding
Source: RefSeq, a predicted model, not a curated record
CCCUUCUCACUCUCCUAAAACUCUCACACGACACGCACUCCAAAAGCAGCAGGAAGACGGACACGAGCGGAGACGAGGAACUCCAGCAACUUUUUUCGCCCCCCAAAACACAAACAUUCCUAAAGAUGCUGGAAUUUCUCGUUAAACGGACGCUCGAGGUAUGAGAGGGAAGUGAUCUGAGUUUUUGGUAAAUCGCGGGAGGCAGGGCGCGCGUUUCUCCGCCGCAUGGUGCGUUCGGCUGACUGACCGCUCCAGCGUUCGGUUCUGACGUCCCCGGGUGUGUGCACAGGGCAGUGAAGGAUGCCACGAUGCGCUGUCUGAUCUCCCAUCUGCUUGUCAUCUGGCUGAGCGUGCACAGGCUGGCGUGGUGCACGGAGCGCUCCUCCACGCGGGAGCGCUUCAAGGUGGUCAUCGCGCCUCUCAUCUGCAAGCGGAUCUGCCUGCAGGGUCAGUGUCAGGAUACCUGUGAGCAAGGCAACAACACCACGCUGAUCGCCGAGAACGGCCAGGCGGCCGACACGCUGAUCGGACAGGGUUUCAGGGUCGUUGUGUGCCCCCUGACAUGUUUGAAUGGAGGAGUCUGCAGCUCGAGGAAGCACUGCCUGUGCCCGCCCGGCUUCACCGGUCGGCAGUGCCAGUUUCCACUCCAGCAGACGCAGCAAGCUCAGGCAGCACGAGGCAACAGACAGCCUGUCUACCCCAUAUCUUUGAAGCCAGACGGAGAGCAAUCAAGCGUAGGGCAUACCCAGCUCAUACAGACACAAUCAUUGUUUUCCCUACCCUUACCACAAGGCGGGCACCACUCAUCAGAAGUGCAGUUUGAUGUACGCGUUCAUCACACACCAGACACAUCUGUAGUCAUUCAUCCUCUCGAUCAAUCGGAGAUCAAGCCCUCUCACAAAACAGAGACACGGUUUAUUUCAACGAGACAUAAACCCAAGGGCCGGUGCUUCCAGGAGACUACGCCAAAGCAAGCUUGCAACAGCACCCCGCUCCCUGUUCUAACCAAUCAGGAGGAUUGCUGUGGCAGCGUGGGUAACUCAUGGGGACAAAACAAGUGCUAUCAGUGUCCUAAACUGCCAAAUGCAUCAGUCAAGCAGACAAUCGUGGAGGACUAUGGCUCUACCUGUCCACAGGGCUAUAAACGAUUUAACAGCACUCACUGUCACGAUAUCAAUGAGUGCUCCAUGCAGGGCAUCUGUCAGAAUGGACUCUGUCUCAACACGCUGGGCAGCUUCACGUGUUCCUGUAAAGCCGGAUUUGUGCUGGAGAGGAAUAGAUGCGUUGAGUCUGAGCAGGCUCAGUGUUUCCUGAUGGCGUCUGAGGCCAGAGGGUGUGAGCACGCCCUGUCCACCCACCUCACCCAGGAGAUGUGCUGCUGCACCGUGGGCAAAGCCUGGGGCCAAAACUGUGAAAGGUGUCCUCAGGUUGGCACAGCGGCUUUCAGUAAGAUCUGUCCUGCUGGUAUAGGCUACAUUCUCCAAAAUGUCAGAGAAAUUGUGACCUUCCCUCCCUUCCUUCCACGCAAGCCUGACAAACCACACCAGGCAGAAACCAAGAGACCGGAGAGGCCGCCAGAGACGACGGCUGUGCACCAGGCUUAUGUCAUCACCGACGGUCCUCGAGUGCCUGUUGUUAAACCCACCCCUCCGGUAGUCAUCAGAGUGCCCCCAGGCAAUGACCCCUUGGAAAUACAGACUAAAGUCCCAAUAGAGACAGAUAAAUGCAGACAAAGCCGGAACAUUUGCGGCCGUGGAGAGUGUGAAAAUAUCCUGAACGGCCACAUCUGUCACUGUUUCUCUGGUUACCAUCUCAACCCACAGAAGAACAUGUGUGAGGAUGACAAUGAAUGUGAGUCAGACCCGUGUGCCUACGGCAGAGGCAUUUGCAUCAACACAGAAGGAUCCUACCAAUGCCUGUGUCGUCAAGGCUAUAAACACUUGGUGCAGCAUGGAAGGCUCAAAUGUGUAGAUAUGAACGAGUGCUCUAAGCAAGACAUCUGCGGUGUAGGAGGUCAGUGUGUGAACCUGCCUGGCUCUUAUAAAUGUGAAUGUCACACCGGCUUCAGGAGCAAGUUAUAUCGUAAUCCAGCCUGUGAAGACAUAAAUGAGUGCUUGAAUCCUGAAACAUGCCCCAAUGAGCAAUGUGAAAACACACUAGGCUCCUAUGAGUGUGUUCCUUGCUUGCCUGGUCAUGAGGCCCGUUCUGGCAUCUGCUACGACAUCAAUGAGUGUCAGAAGCCUGGUGUGUGUCCUAAUGGGCGCUGUGAGAACCUACCUGGUACCUACCGCUGCCUGUGCAAUGAGGGCUUUAUUCCUACUGCAGACAGCAAAGGCUGCAGCGACAUUGAUGAGUGUGAGGAUGACAGGCUGUGCGCCUACGGCCACUGCAUCAAUACAGACGGCUCCUUCCACUGCCAGUGUUACCCGGGAUACCAGCGGACACAGGAGGGCAGCCACUGUGAAGAUAUAAAUGAGUGUGAAAGGCCAUCAAAUUGUCAAAGGGGGCGCUGUAUCAAUAACAUGGGCUCAUACCAAUGUGAGUGUCAGAAGGGCUACAUGCUGGUUGGAGGCAGGAGAUGCCAAGAUAUAGACGAGUGUGCUGUAGACAGGAGUCUUUGCCAGCCGUACGGCUCAUGUGAAAACAGACCAGGCUCAUAUGUCUGCGACUGCAAUCAUGGUUAUGUCCUGUCGGAGGACAAACACAGCUGUGAGGCAGUUCGGAUUGUCGGUUGGAUGGACGAGAAAAAGGAGUGCUACCUGAACCUGGAUGAUACUGUGUUCUGCGACAGCGUCUUGGCCACCAACGUCACCAAGCAGGAGUGCUGCUGCUCCAUUGGGGUUGGAUGGGGAGAUCACUGUGAGAUUUAUCCCUGUCCUGUCUCACAUUCAGCUGAGUUCCACUCCCUGUGUCCAAAUGGUCAAGGUCUCUACUAUGAAGAAGGUCUCCAGUACAGCCUGCCAGCCUUCCAUGAUAUUGAUGAAUGUUCUUUGUUUGCUGAUGAAAUCUGCAAGAAAGGCCGCUGUGCAAACACGCUGCCAGGCUACGAGUGCUACUGCCAGCAAGGCUUCUACUAUGACAGCAACCUCCUCGAGUGCAUCGACGUGAACGAGUGUCACGACGAGUCUCUUUGUACUAACGGUCGAUGCUUCAACACAGAAGGCUCCUUCUUCUGCAGCUGUAACCCACCAUGGACUCCAGAUGCCAACAAGAAGAAAUGUGUGAUGACAACUGUAGCAGAUGUGAACGAGUGUCAGGACCCAGCCAACUGUAAGAACGGCCACUGUGUGGACACACCAGGAUCAUAUUACUGCAUCUGCUCCCCACCCUGGGCUCUGGCCACAGACCGUAACAGUUGUGUGACUCCUGAGGAGCAGGCCGAUGUGGAUGAGUGCCAGGACCCCUUGUACUGUAAGAAUGGGAGGUGUGAGAACACGCCCGGCUCCUUUCACUGUUUUUGCGACCCUCCCCUCACCUUCAGUGCAGCGCUCAAACAGUGCGUCUAUGACGAUCGCACCGCUGCCCACAGGGACGUGUGUUUCCUGCAAGUACAUGAAGGUUUGAUCUGUAGCGAGCCCAGGAAUGACAUUGUGGUCACCUACUCGGAGUGCUGCUGUCACUACGGCCGUGGCUGGGGACCCGAGUGUAACACCUGUCCCCCGAGAAACUCAGAGAUGUUCACUCGUCUGUGUGAGCUGCAUCUGGAAACUGAAUCUGAUGGGGAGCAAGAUAUACGGGCAAGUUUUGCCAACUACAACCCAGGUGACAGUUCAGAGGAGGAUUCGGAUGAAUGUACCUGUGCAAACGGCCGUUGCGUCCGCUCCUACCUGGGCACGAUGUGCGAAUGCAACCCAGGGUUUAGACUGGACCACACCCGCACCCGCUGUACAGACAUUGAUGAAUGUGCUGAACUAGGAGUUCGUCUUAGUCCGUGCAAGAACGCUCGUUGCGUGAACACCAUUGGCUCAUACAAGUGCUUCUGCAAACCCGGCUUUGUGGCUGCACGCAGGCCAAAUAUGUGUGUCCGCCGCAGAGCUCGGUAACCUCUGUGUGCCUCUUUGUUUAUCUAUGCAGCUCACACAAACGUGCACGCACAUGCUGUACAUAUACCAUGCAUCAUAAUUAAAGAAACACAAGUUUGUGCUGAGAGCCGAGUGACAGGAAUAGCUCGGGAAAUGUCCACACAUCAUCCUUCAUUUAAAAGAUCAGUCAUGACAAGCAGUGAUAGUUUUGCUUGUUGAGUGUGGGUUUGUUUGUUUGUAAUUAUUAUUUUGUUGUUGUUAAUAUUAUAAUGUGCAUUUUGUGGUAUUAUUGCCAUUGCUGCUGCAAUGAUCUUUCAGUCUUUCAUCAUUGUUUUAAGGAGGAAAUAUGUAUUUUUAAAAGUAGCACACGGAUUUACACAUUUGUCCGGUAGUUCCGUUGUUUGUAAACAUUUCAAACUUGACUUUAGAAGUCGUAAAGGUAGAACACAGAGAAUUCUAAAAUGUAAAGUUCUCUGUUACCACCAGAUAGAAAUCAGAUUUCAUCAGCGCUGAAGGAUCAUUGCUGAUUCAGUUGAGAAGGUUUGUAAUAUCUGAAAAUGUUUUGAUUAUUUCCUAAAUGGGACUUAAAUGCCAUAUCUACUCUAAAUUGCUCUACAUUAGGCUAUCAAACUGAGUAUUUCUUCUCUGUUUUUAAAUUGUCUGAAACAAGUCUUUUUAAAUAUUUAUUAAGACAUAUUCGGCCACGAUUUGCUUUAUAUGCAGAGGUGGAUUAAUGGAAUUUUACCACACGACAUCUGCAAUAUUUAUUGCUGAUUCGCAGGGGUUCAGGAAUCUUUGUAUAAAUGAUGGUGAUAGGAGUGGCUACUCUAUAAACAAGCCUGAUGCACUGCCAUCAUCUCUCAGAACAGUAGAAAGAAAAUUACCAGGCUUCUUUGCAUUUUCCUUUUUUGGGACAGAAUGGAUGCACCUUGACAAGCACACUAUAAUCAUAAACUAUGUGUUGGCCUCACCUGUUGUAAGUUGUUUUGCCUGUGUGCGCACUAUGGAUAGGUGCUGUCUGUGUCAAAGUAGAGCCUGUGGUCAGAAGACCUUUCAUACAAGCAUAAAGCAAACAUGUCCCAUCUCGCUGAUUUUGUAUUUAAUGUGUCUGUAUAUUUUUAAUCUGCAUUUGCAGAUGCACAGAUAUCAGAGCGGUUUCACCGACAUGACAACAGAUUGAUACAAAAAUUCAAUGUAAAUACGAUUGAAGUGUGAAUGUCAAAUCGAUGCUUUUGCUAGGCUGUUUUCCAAAUGCCUCUUCAAGCAUCUCCAUCUUACAUACACACAGUGUAAAAGUCCUUUUCCACUGGAUGUGAUGGAAGAUACUGACAUAUGCAUUCACAUUGGAUUAAUAUAAUCUGAAGUAAUUUUCUGUAUUCACAAUAUAAUUCACAGCUAGCAGUUGCAUGUGGGAGGUAAAUUUCCCACUUCCUGUGUUGACAUCGAAAUUAGCAUGGGUUGCACAGAUAGAGAGAGUAGAUGAGCAAUAAAUGCAAAUAGAUGCAUUAAAAAAAAUAUUAAUGAUCCUGGUAUGCUUUGUGGAGGAAAGGUAGAAUUGGUACAGAACACAUGAGACAACUAAGGAAACUGAACACCGUGACCACAAAGAAUCAGAAAGGAAACGCUGGCAAAUUGAGAAAGAAAAUGGGGACAUGAGUGACUUGUCAUCAUGUCUUUGCUUAUCUGUAAGUGUGGUGAGUUGUUUACCUUUUCUGUACACAGUAAACACAGCAACAUGGUGGAUUCUCAUAUUCACACCCUUAAUGUUCUACGUAUUUUCACUUGUCAGUACCAACUGAUAGGUGGUGCACUGAAUUGUGAAUUACAAGUAUUUGUACAGAUCAUUAUCCACGAGGUUGUUUACAAAAGUUGCCAGAUUUGUAACUGACAUGAACAGUCACUGAGAAUCUUUGGUAAUAAUUGCAUUACUCCACCUCCCCAUAUGAAUCUUAUCCCAUUCCAACAGGGCUGGACACUGCACUAAAAACCUUGAAAUUUGACAGCAUUGGCCGUAAAAUUUCUAUUUAAGUUUGCGUUGAUGUGGAUUUUUUUAAAGUAACCAAGAUAAUUUUGUUGUACAGUUUGUUCAGUGAAGUAAUGUGUUCUGAAAGAUUGAUGCCUGUGUUUCAGCUUGUUGGAUAUUAUUAAAAACCCAAAUAAGUUGACAUGCUCACCUAAGUGGACUUUAAGUUAGAUUAAAAAGGUCACACACUUAGCAGUGAAUAUAGCAGCAAUAUUUGAUAAAUGUAGCAUUUCCAGAAAAUCAACAGCAUUCAGCGUCUAUUACCCUAACUGCUGCAAUCAAGUAUUUACAAAACCAAAGAUGCUGUUGAGAAAAAGAUUUUAAUAAUAAAUUUUUUUUAAAGAUG